Molecule: messenger RNA, 3285 nt
Organism: Acinonyx jubatus (cheetah)
Lineage: Eukaryota; Metazoa; Chordata; Mammalia; Carnivora; Felidae
Gene: LBX1
Product: ladybird homeobox 1
Exons: 2
Coding region: 1358-2203 (281 amino acids)
Biological process (GO): regulation of DNA-templated transcription
Molecular function (GO): DNA binding; DNA-binding transcription factor activity, RNA polymerase II-specific
Source: RefSeq, a predicted model, not a curated record
GCCUCCGGCCGGGGAAGAGGUGCCUGGAGCCACCAACAACUCACCCGUCAGCUCUCGGCUGGUGAAGACUGAGUCCUCUGACUGGCCCCCUCCCCCAACCCCUGGGGUCCUCCAGCCCUGUCCCGUGUCGUCUCAUCCAGGGCUGCAGUACCCUCACGAACCUCCCGCGGGCCAUCCUCGGAAGCUGCAGAUUCCCUCUCCCCAGGCGCAUGGCCCGAGGCCGGGGGUGACAGACAAGAGGGUCGAGGGGUAGGGACGCUGGGUCCUUGAUAUCAGCUCGGCAAAGUCCUCGCUGGGCGGUGGAGGGGCCCAUCCCGGCUCCUGGUCUUACCUGGCCCGCGUAGCGGCCACGUCCCUCUCCGGCUGGGCUCACGCCGCCCUUCUCGGGCGCCAAAUCCCGGGUCGGAGAGCCUGAGACCUCCGGGCCAGCGCUGCCAUCGCAGCCAGACCGGAGGGAGGCGGGUGCGCCGGGAGCGAGGCUCGCAGUUUGGGGUGGGGGCGGCGGCUUUUGAGUCGCCCGAGGUUCGGGUGCAAUAAAGGCGCGGCUAAUGUAAUUUACAAACAGCUCGGGCCGAGCGCGGCGCGGCGCCCGGACUGACAGGCGCAUUAGGCAGGCUAAUUCCAGCCGGCUCCUCCUACCCCCGGCCCGCUAAUUAAUGAGCUUCCCAACUUAGAGCCGCCUGCAUUGGACAGACAGAGAGUGAAAGAGAGGGCGAGGGAGAGGGAGAGAAGAAGAGAGACGGGGGGGAGCAGAGAAAAGAGAAGAGAGAGAGAGAGGGAGGGAGAGAGAGAGAACAGGAGGAGAGAGAACAGAGAGAAAGAAGAGAAAGGAGAAAGGGAGAAAGGAAAGAGAAAUAGAGAAGUGCCGCUGCAGAUAAUUGAUUACUCCUCGAUCAAGGCUAACUUGUUAGCAAUAGUCAAUUGCCCCAUCUCUCCGCCUCCCCUCGCAGUACGGGAUCGGCGCCCUCGCCUCGGCUUUUCCAACUGCCGCCGCCAGGACCCGGGGCCAGGAGCCGCCGCGGAGCCACCUGACACCUUUAAAUAGCACCGGGGCUGGCGAAACUGGAGCCCCGCGAGGCGCGCCCCGGCUCGGGCCGCGGAUUGCUGGAAGCCCCGGCGGCGGCGGCGGCACCCGCGUCAGCGCCCUCCUCCCGGGGCCCCGUGCGGCUCUGCUCGCCUCUGCCGCUGCGCUAAUCGGCCCCGCGCCUGGCCCCGCGCCUGAUCCCGCGCCUGGCCCGGCGCGGCCUCCUUCCCGCCCGCCUCUGCCGCCCACCCGCGCCGCCCGGCGCCCGAGCUGCCCGCGGGCUGGGUCCCCGCGGCCCGAGCCGCCCCGGCCGGGCCCCCAAACGAGGCCGAGAUGACUUCCAAGGAGGACGGCAAGGCGGCGCCGGGGGAAGAGCGGCGGCGCAGCCCGCUGGAUCACCUGCCGCCGCCCGCCAACUCCAACAAGCCGCUGACUCCGUUCAGCAUCGAGGACAUCCUCAACAAGCCGUCUGUGCGGAGAAGUUACUCGCUGUGCGGGGCGGCGCACCUGCUGGCGGCGGCGGACAAGCACGCGCCGGGCGGCUUGCCCCUGGCGGGCCGCGCGCUGCUCUCGCAGACCUCGCCGCUGUGCGCGCUGGAGGAGCUCGCCAGCAAGACCUUUAAGGGGCUGGAGGUCAGCGUCCUGCAGGCAGCUGAAGGCCGCGACGGGAUGACCAUCUUUGGGCAGCGACAGACCCCUAAGAAGCGGCGAAAGUCUCGAACAGCCUUCACCAACCACCAGAUCUACGAGUUGGAGAAGCGUUUCCUCUACCAGAAGUACCUGUCCCCCGCCGAUCGCGACCAAAUCGCGCAGCAGCUGGGCCUCACCAACGCUCAGGUCAUCACCUGGUUCCAGAAUCGGCGCGCCAAGCUCAAGCGGGACCUGGAGGAGAUGAAGGCCGACGUGGAGUCCGCCAAGAAACUGGGCCCCAGCGGGCAGAUGGACAUCGUGGCGCUGGCCGAACUCGAGCAGAACUCGGAGGCCGCGGGCGGCGGUGGUGGCGGCUGCGGCAGGGCCAAGUCUAGGCCUGGCUCUCCGGCGCUCCCUCCAGGCGCCCCGCAGGCCCCGGGCGCCGGGCCCCUGCAGCUCUCGCCCGCCUCCCCGCUCACGGACCAGCCGGCCAGCAGCCAGGACUGCUCAGAGGACGAGGAAGACGAAGAGAUCGACGUGGACGAUUGAGCGGCGCCCGGGAUCUUCCAUCGCGCCGGGCCCCUAGCGCCCGUCUGCCCGCCGCCUCCCGGACCGCCGAGGGGAGCUGGGACCUCCUCUGCAACUCCCGCCUUCUUCCCUGUCUCCGGCCCGGACUCAGCUCCCGGCAGCCGCCUCCUCCCUCUCGAAGCAAUAAACCCGGGCUGGCCGGCCGGGCCGGCCGCCGCGCGCGGCCUCCGCCGCCCCGGGAGCCCUUGCCGUGCAAUUCUGUAUGGCUCCUGUAUAAAUAUUUAAACCUAUAUAGCGGGUUCUUCCCACCUCAGCCUGACUUUUUUUUUUCUUUCUUUCUUUCAUUUUUUAAAAUCUCGGAGAUUUCCAUGUUUUCAAAGCUCUCAGGCUGCCGGGUUUGCUGAGGGCGAGGCAGUAUCGAGGGUAACGAACACUGAAGCCCGCGGUCCGGAGGAGGGGGCGCGCCCCGACUGUUUUGAUUUUUCUCUGCAUGUGGCGAAUGCACUGGCCCUCUUCCUCCUCGCCUCCCUAGGCCUAUUGCAGUUGACUUCUUUUAUUUCCAUCUGCCCCUUUUCCCCGCGUGGGAAGGGGCUGAGGGGGACAGCCGGGUCCUGACUUGCAAGUUUCAAAUCGAUCUCUUCUCUCCCCCCACCCCCCAUCCCCAGAAGUCUGUUUUCGAUGCCGGUUUCUGCCUCCCAAUGUCCACUAACGCUAUUUUUAAGAUUCCUCCUUACCCUCUCUCGGUUUCCUUGGAUUGACUGCUGGGGUCCGGGUCUUAGGGACAAAGCAGGGGGAAAUCCAACCGAUCAACCAACUAAAACAGAACCCAAAGCCCUAGAAUUAUUUUUUACUCUUUCUAGAAUUUUUUUGCAUGUGACAGAGACUAAGAGGAGGCCAACCUAAGCCCUCACCCCACCUCCUCCGCAGCUCUGGGUCUGUCUUGCAGGUCUCCAACGCCCCGCUCCUAGCUCGACUUGGCCAGACAAGGGUGACUCGAUGAGGGUGGGUCCUGCGUGCCCCUUCCCUGCUCCUGCCCUCUCCUCUCCGGACUGUACCCAAGGCCUCUUUCUCCGAUAAAUAAAGUCUUUGCCAUUUUACUAGAA